Molecule: messenger RNA, 1057 nt
Organism: Morone saxatilis (striped sea-bass)
Lineage: Eukaryota; Metazoa; Chordata; Actinopteri; Moronidae
Gene: gpatch1
Product: G patch domain containing 1
Biological process (GO): mRNA processing
Cellular component (GO): nucleus
Molecular function (GO): RNA binding
Source: RefSeq, a predicted model, not a curated record
UCGCCUUCGGUCGCUCCGUUUGUCCCUCCGCGGCUCCCGUAGUCAUAGUAAGCCAUGGCGUCCGACAGUGAAGAGGACUGUGUGAGUUACGGGACUCCGCUGGAUCCUCUGGAGGAAGACGAGCCGCUGAAGAAGCCCGUCCCGCUCCACGAGCAGACGGUGAAGGACGAGAAGGGACGAUAUCAGAGGUUCCACGGAGCGUUCACCGGAGGGUUCUCAGCCGGUUAUUUCAACACUGUCGGCACUAAAGAAGGCUGGGCGCCGUCAACCUUUGUGUCGUCACGGCAACAGAAAGCUGAGAAACAUCAUGUCAGACCCGAAGAUUUCAUGGACGAGGAGGACUUUGGCGAGCACGGCAUCGCUCCCAAAGAGAUCACCACCAGUCAGGAGUUCUCGUCCGGGCGCAGAGACGAGAUCAGAGAGAAGGCGAGAGCCGUCAACGCUCAGGCGGCGCUGAUCCCCGGAGACACUCUGCUGGAGGAGCUGAUUGCACCUGCCAGGUUGUCCAUCGGGGUGGAGCUGCUGAGGAGGAUGGGCUGGAAGGAGGGCCAGGGUGUCGGACCUCGUGUGAAGAGGAAAGCUCGCCGACAGCAGAGCGAUGGAGGUAGCAGAGUUUACGGCUGUGUGCUGCCCCCUGCUGGAUCAGAGGACUCAGAGGAUCAGGAUGAUGAUGAAGAGUUUGCUCCAGAGAACGUGACCUUCGCCCCGAAGGACGAGACUCCGGUGGACUUCACCCCGAAGGUGGGGGUUCAGGGUCUGGGGUACCGCGGUCUGGACCCGGGAAUGGCGCUGCUGGGCCGAGGAGCUCCAGAACACAUCGACCUGUUCAGGCCGCAGUCCGAGGCGAGGAGUCGACUGUUCGGAGGCGCUCAGCGAGGCUCGCGGAGAGGAGGCGUGGCGGGACAGGCGUUCGGGGUGGGGGCGAUGGAGGAUGAUGAUGAUGAAGAGGUUUACCACAGAGACUCCAUGUCCAGAUACGACACGGUGCUGGGAGGAGAGGAGCCCGGAGACGGUCUGUACGGCUGGACGGCUCCGCAGCAGUACACCAAGAAGAGAG